AUGAAUCUCACUUGUUCGCCCUCGGCGAUUCAACCCCCAGCCGUCUACGGCGCAGAAAUCCUCAACCUGUCAGCCGCCUGGGUCACCAACUACACGCGCACCGUCCCGGCCACAUUCAACUACAACCACGGUGACGUCGAAUUGCGCAAUGCAGAGUUCUGCAACAUCACCGUCACAUACACGCACCCGGGGUACGACGACCGCAUCACCGUGGAGACCUGGCUCCCGCGCCACGGCUGGAACGGCCGCCUGCAAGCCACCGGCGGCGGAGGCUGGCAGGCCGGUCGCUUCGUGCUGUCCCAGUUCUUCAUGGGCGGGGCGAUCGGCGAAGGAUACGCCGCGACGACUACCGACGCGGGACUGGGCGAUGCGGCCUUCCCAACUUCAUGGGCACUCAAAAGCCCCGGCAACGUCGACUACGCGGCGCUGCAUAAUCUGGGUUCCCGCUCGUUGAACGACCAAGCAGUCAUCGGCAAGAGCCUGAUCCGCAGCUUCUAUGGACACAAUCCGAACUAUUCCUACUGGAGUGGCUGCUCCCAGGGCGGGCGACAGGGACUGAUGCUGGCGCAGCGGUAUCCAACAGCGUACGACGGCAUCGCGGCGUCCGCGCCCGCACAAUCCUGGACCAAGUUUGUCUCCGCGGUGUACUACCCGCUGUUGAUGAGGGAGUGGCGUGGGGUUCAUCCAUUGGCGUGCGAGUUGAAUUUCUUGACGGCGGAGGCUAUCGCCCACUGUGAUCCCAAGGAUGGGGUUGUAGACGGGAUUAUCUCCAACAUGACGGCGUGCGAUUACAGCCCGUAUACCUCCGUCAACCAGACAUUUCACUGCUCCACCCUCAAUCGAACAAUUGCGCUUAGCGAAGGUGCUGCGAUCAUCGCCGACGCCGCCUGGUCCGGCCCGCGGACGCAGGAUGGCAAGUUCCUCUGGUACGGGGUGAAUCCCGGCUCCGACAUCAGCAGCUAUGGCUCCGUGCCCGGCCAGAACAGCACCCAGGCGGAUGUCUGGUUCAACCUGUUUGUUGCCAAGAACGCCAGCUUCGAGACGAGCAAGAUGACUCGCGCGGAGUACGAGCGGGCCUUCCACCUCGCCAGCCAGGAGUAUACCGAUUUCAUGAACGCCGCUGAUCCCGACCUGAGCGAGUUCCGCAACGCGGGCGGGAAGCUCAUCACUUAUCAUGGCAUGGCCGACCCCAGUAUCCCGACCAAGGACACCGAGUUCUACUACAACGCGGUGACGGAUCUCUUCCCCGAUGUUCAGGAAUUCUAUCGCUUCUUCGAGGCGCCCGGGUUGGGGCAUUGCUCGGGCGGUGUGGGCGGGCAGCCCACCACUACGUUCGAUGCCCUAAGACUGUGGGUGGAGAACGGGACAGCCCCUGCGACUCUGCCUGUGGAGUACACAGGGUCCGAUGGGGCGAAGCAGUCGCGCAUCCUGUGUCCUUAUCCUGCUCAGGCGAAGUAUAUACGAGGCGAUGCUUCUUCGGCGGAGAGUUUCCGCUGUGUCUAG
This is a messenger RNA of Aspergillus brunneoviolaceus CBS 621.78, 1503 nucleotides long. Its product is annotated as putative feruloyl esterase. The transcript is spliced from 2 exons. The record is from RefSeq and is a predicted model, not a curated record. Bases 1 to 1503 code for a protein of 500 amino acids. Lineage: Eukaryota; Fungi; Ascomycota; Eurotiomycetes; Eurotiales; Aspergillaceae.